CAGAACUCAGCCGGGCGCCGGGCUCCUGCCAGGCAGCGCCGGGAAGCGCGGGCGGCCGAGAACUCCUUCCUGCUACUUCGCCCAGCGCCCCUGCUUCGGCUUCCCAGCGAGGUGGGAGACCUUCCUCCCUGUUUGCAGACGUCCGUGGGAGACCCUUAUAUUUUUCACCGCUAAGGUUAAGAGAUUCUGGAAUAGGAGCGUCGGAGGAGAUCAAGUGAACCUUCUACAACUCCUCGGAUGUCGCCAGGCUCCCUUUCGGGGCGGAAGACUACGUUUGAGCAUCUCACCGAGGUGCAGGAAUGGAAGAACCCACCUUGCAGCUUUUCUGCAGUGUGGCUUGCCUGAUCUACCCCUGGGAAUGAAGAGGAGGCUUGUAAUAACCCAGUGCAGUACAGAUGUUAAAGAGGAUAUCGCAGAACCUAAACUUGUGAUCGUUUGGGGGAGGUCACACACGUUUCUGAGUGGAAAUGGACGGGCGUGAACGACGUGCCCUCUUAAAAAGCACAACAAUCCUCUAAGAGGAGCGAAAUUGAGUUUUCCCAUUUCGGCCAAGAUUUUGAAGACAGUUCAAUGUAUUGUACAUUUGACAUAAGAUGAGAACUUUCUAAAGUAUUCUCUCCGAGAGCGUAAACGAUGACUACCCCAGCCCUGCUGCCCCUCUCUGGACGUAGGAUACCACCUCUGAACCUGGGGCCGCCCUCCUUCCCACAUCACAGGGCUACCUUGAGACUUUCUGAGAAGUUUAUUCUUCUCCUUAUUCUUAGUGCCUUCAUCACCCUGUGUUUUGGGGCAUUCUUUUUCCUUCCAGACUCUUCAAAACACAAACGCUUUGAUUUGGGUUUAGAAGAUGUGUUAAUUCCACAUGUAGAUGCCGGUAAAGGGGCUAAAAACCCUGGAGUCUUCCUGAUCCAUGGACCCGAUGAACAUAGACACAGGGAAGAAGAAGAACGUCUGAGAAAUAAAAUUCGAGCUGAUCAUGAGAAGGCCUUGGAAGAAGCAAAAGAAAAAUUAAGAAAGUCAAGAGAGGAAAUUCGAGCAGAAAUUCAGACAGAGAAAAAUAAAGUAGUCCAAGAAAUGAAGAUAAAAGAGAACAAGCCACUGCCACCAGUCCCUAUUCCCAACCUUGUAGGAAUAAGUGGUGGAGACCCAGAAGAUAAUGACAUAAGAGAGAAAAGGGAAAAAAUUAAAGAGAUGAUGAAACAUGCUUGGGAUAACUAUAGGACAUAUGGGUGGGGACAUAAUGAACUCAGACCUAUUGCAAGGAAAGGACACUCCCCUAACAUAUUUGGAAGUUCACAAAUGGGUGCUACCAUAGUAGAUGCUUUGGAUACCCUUUAUAUCAUGGGACUUCAUGCCGAAUUCCUAGAUGGGCAAAGAUGGAUUGAAGACAACCUUGAUUUCAGUGUGAAUUCAGAGGUGUCUGUGUUUGAAGUCAACAUUCGAUUUAUUGGAGGCCUACUUGCAGCAUAUUACCUAUCAGGAGAGGAGAUAUUCAAGAUUAAAGCAGUGCAAUUGGCUGAGAAACUCCUUCCUGCCUUUAACACACCUACUGGGAUUCCUUGGGCAAUGGUGAAUUUGAAAAGUGGAGUAGGGCGAAACUGGGGCUGGGCAUCUGCAGGUAGCAGCAUUCUGGCUGAAUUUGGUACACUACAUAUGGAGUUCAUCCACCUCAGCUACUUGACAGGGGACCUGAUUUACUACAAAAAGGUUAUGCACAUUCGGAAACUACUUCAGAAAAUGGAUCGUCCAAAUGGUCUUUAUCCAAAUUAUUUGAACCCCAGGACAGGGCGCUGGGGUCAGUACCAUACAUCUGUUGGCGGUCUGGGAGACAGUUUUUAUGAAUACUUACUGAAAGCAUGGUUGAUGUCAGAUAAAACAGACCAUGAGGCAAGAAAGAUGUAUGAUGAUGCUAUUGAGGCUAUAGAAAAACAUCUUAUUAAGAAAUCUCGUGGAGGUCUUGUCUUUAUUGGAGAAUGGAAGAAUGGGCACUUGGAAAAAAAGAUGGGGCAUUUGGCCUGCUUUGCUGGGGGAAUGUUUGCACUGGGAGCGGAUGGUUCCAGAACAGAUAAAGCUGGUCAUUAUUUAGAACUGGGGGCAGAAAUUGCACGUACUUGUCAUGAGUCGUAUGACAGAACUGCAUUAAAGCUAGGUCCUGAAUCAUUCAAGUUUGAUGGUGCAGUGGAGGCUGUGGCUGUCCGGCAGGCUGAAAAGUAUUAUAUCCUCCGUCCAGAAGUAAUUGAAACCUAUUGGUACCUAUGGCGAUUCACUCAUGAUCCAAGAUACAGGCAAUGGGGCUGGGAAGCAGCACUGGCCAUUGAAAAGUAUUGCCGAGUUAGUGGUGGAUUUUCUGGAGUUAAAGAUGUAUAUUCCUCUACUCCUACACAUGAUGAUGUACAGCAGAGCUUUUUUCUUGCUGAAACAUUAAAAUAUUUGUAUCUGCUGUUCUCCGGUGAUGACCUUUUACCUUUAGACCACUGGGUGUUUAAUACAGAGGCUCACCCUCUGCCUGUGUUACAUUUAGCCAACACCACACUUUCAGGUAAUCCUGCUGUCCGAUGAAAGCAGUUCCAGAAGGACCAUUCUCACCUGUGUUUUGUUUACAUGGACCACUACAGAAAUUAGUUUGAAGAGGCGGCUUUUGAAAACCUGGACCUCUAUGUCAACAUGACAGGGUGAAACUAUUCCCCCUAAGACUUUCCAACUUGUAGAUACGUCAACUUUGAAAUUAUUCCAUUUUAUACCUGACCAAAACAUGUUCUGGUAUAUGUAGGACAGAGACCUGGAUGUGCUUUGAUCGUUAAUGAGGUGGUCACAUGAGAAAUGUUGCCUGUUUCUACUGUAUUGUUUUUAGAGUCCUGAAGUCUGGAGGCUAGACUUCCUGAAAGCAAGCCAAGAAUAUAGAGCACCUUGCAGGAGUUCAAGAUGGCCUUUGGAACCAAUUAUAUAUUUGUUUCCUCCUACAGUGGAGCAGCAUUCAAAUCAAAUAUUUACAUAUUGCUUAUCACUUUUUCUCCAUUUUAAUAAUGGAAUGAACUAAAAUAAACAAGAAUGAAAGAAUAGUAUAAUUGUAUCAGUAACAAGAAGACUCAAAAAAGAAAUAGGAGUACCUAACCCUAUCUGAAUUUUCAAGUUCCCCAUUGGAUGACCAGACUGGCAACCAUUUCAAAUCCCAAUCUAUUUCAUUGAAAUUUCUUGGUUAAGUUUAAUUUUCUCUGGGGGCAUGAUCUUACAAAGAAUACUCAAAUCUUUUUCUUCAUAUGGAAUCAUCGAAACUGCUGUUUAUCAUAAUCACCACUUAUGAGCCUGGGUUUGGGAUUUUUUGCAUGUAGUUCAGUCUACAGUUAGUAGCGUGACAGAAAGUGGGAAGAUGCCGCAGUUUGUUGCCUUGAAACCUAUUCUAAGAGCAAUCCUUGGUUUUGUUGGUACUUUAUUUUUCCAGACCAACACAUCUACCAAGUAAAUUUUAUUCACUUUAAUUUCAUAAUAAAGUUAGUAGAGUCACUCAACUUACAACUUUUUUUAUGUGGCUUGGCAAAAUUCACUAUACUAUUAGGCAGCUCUAAAUUUGCCUUGAUAAGCUAAAUAAGUUACUUUUAUAACUUAUUAAAGCAAAACAAACACAGUGAAACUUUCUUAAAUAUUCUAUCUGGAAUAGGGAUAGGGGAUCUUUUAUUUAUAAUCUCAUCAGAUGAGUAAGUUGUUCACAGAUAUUUUAUGUAUUUUAAUUUUCUCCAAGAAUAUUAUAGAAUUCCAAAGAAUCAGAAUAGUUUCAGAACAAUUUUCAGUGUUAAAAGAGUGGUGUUAUUACACUAAAAUUGGAACACGUCUAAAGGACUUUUAUCUUAUCAGUAGGUUUUGCAUUGAUAUUUCUUUUUAAAUAAACUACUAGUUCUUUAUAUUUCGGCAAAAAGAACUUAAAUUUUAUCAGGAACUAUAAGAUAAAUAUCUAGUGCUUAACAAAUUUUCUGUCCUUAAAUUUAUGUGACAGUGCAAGAUACUUUUUUGCUCUUUUCAUUUAAUGUAGACAUCUUCCAUUGACAUUAAUAAAAGUUAGAAACAGUUUAGUAUAAUAUUUACUCUGAAUUUGAAGAUUUCAUGAAACAAAGUUCGUACAAGAAGCCCACCUUGGAAUUCUGAAGGCUUAUUUUCUUGUUUGAUAACUUUUCUUUUUAACUUAGCUUUUAAGUUGGGAAACGACUUGAUUAAUUAAUAUAAUAUUUUCUAAGGUUGAUCAUCUUACACCACAAAUCAUUAAUUUUGACAGUUCUGCUGAUGAUCCGUAAAUGAUAACCACUGUAAAAGUUUUCAGUAUACAUAGAAAACAAAGAUGCAGGGCCAGUUACAAUAGUCCUUAAGAGAGUUAAAUUAUAGCACAUGUUUUGACAUUGUAAUAUCUUUUACUACUUGAACAUUUAAAUUUCUAAAUGAGAAAGUUAUAUAUACUACUGUAACUGUAGAAGGGAAAAGGGAAAGUAUUUGGUUCUAAAAAACAUUAGCCUUCCUCAUAAAAGUAGCACAAGCCCACUUAUGAAUCACUGAGAAAAAGUGAAAAACCUGAGUUGGCCAAGACCCAGAGCAGCAGUGCAGAUGGCAUUGAACUCUCUGAAUUCUCUUUCAUCUUGUUGAGAAGAAUGCAGCGUAAAGGGACCUUCUUGGUUCCGCAGGAACUUCUCAAGGAAUGAGGAGACAGAACCCCUACUCCCAAGUGCUCUAUUUGUAUUACCCAGAUGACUGAAGCUUAAGAGAAGGCAGGGAAGUAUGCAAGCAGAGCCAGUUCUGGUACAAACAAAGAAUUUGACAGGGACAAUGGAAGGGUCUUCUUUACCACUCCCUACCUUCUGUGUGAUGGAAAGACUAGAGCUUAUAAAAUUACUUCCAUUUUUUUAAUCUCCUGAAUACCAAAGGCAAUUAAAAUCAGCUACAAAUGACUUGCCAGUGUCAUGUUUUAUUUUUGUUAUAGAUUUUUAAAUUAUUUCCUUCAGGAUCAAUUCUUAUCCCAUAUAAUGCUUAGCUUCCAAGAAUGUUCUUUCCUUUCUUCUGUCUUUUACAGCUCUUUGCAUUUUUUAGACCUUAAUACUCAGGUUAAAUAUUCAUUGCAUUUAUAAGACCUUCUGCAAAAAGCCCAGAAAUGGUCCUUUCCAGGUGCCUCUUCAAAGAGCUGACACUUUACCUUGUGCCUUUGGCACAAAUGUGCAGAAUAGAUAGAUCAGUUGGUGCAUAAUAGAAAAAACAGGAAUUUUGAACACUCUUCUUCCUUCUACAUUUAUUUCUCUUCAUUUUAGAAUCACACUUUUUAUGUUAAACCAGAUUUAUUAUUAUUAUUAUUAUUCAACCAGUAUUAAGUUGUUAAAACCAAGAGAAUGGGGCCCUAACCAAAAAGAAGUCUCAACUCGAAAAAUAAGUCCCCAGUCAGGUGGUUCUUACUUUCUUGUGGGUUGCAUAUUUUAUGUCUCUCUAACAUCAACGUAUUCCUGACUUUCAAGCAGAUGUUUAUAUGUAAAAUGAAACCUGGGUAUUGAAAGGAAAUGCGUUCUUUUUAUGGAGUAUUGACCCUGAUCCUCUAUGAUGUCAUAUAGGGCAACUCAGGGCUAUACUUGCUAGAUUUUAACCAAGCAGUUUGAAAUCUUAAUCAUCAUCCUCUCAUCUUCUCCGCUCUCCAUUGCCAAAGUCUUUGUCAAAACUCCAAAUUUGUUGAUAAAAGAUUGUGUUUGCCUUUCUCAUUAUAAUGCAGUUUCUCCUUAAGCCUGGAGUUUUUUUAAUGAGUGCAUGAGUAAAUGAGAGAAUGCGUGAACGAACAUUUAUGAAGUAUCUAAUAUGUGCCAAGCAUUGUGCCUGGCACUUUCAAUCAUUAGAAUGUUUUAUGUGAUUCCACAGCAUUUUCUGUAUGAGAGUAGCUCACAACAUUUUAAACGUUUCCAAUAUGAAUCGUGUUACAAAAUUCUUAAUUUUAUAUUUCAUAUAAAGAGGAAAAAGAAAAGGUUUAUAAUAUAUUUUAAAACAAUGUGUUAUUAUAUAAUACUAACAACUAUAAUUGUAGUUAAUAAGUAAAAUCUCUUGAAAAUGUCAAAGAAAUACUUGAUUUCUGAUGCAACUUUGACUAAAAUAUUUACUUUAGAAAUAAAAACAUUCUUAUUUUGCUAUAUCA
Mandrillus leucophaeus (drill) is the source of this 6145-nucleotide messenger RNA. RefSeq names its product mannosidase, alpha, class 1A, member 2 (gene MAN1A2). The transcript has 13 exons. Gene Ontology annotation, cellular component: extracellular exosome; endoplasmic reticulum; Golgi membrane. Gene Ontology annotation, molecular function: calcium ion binding; mannosyl-oligosaccharide 1,2-alpha-mannosidase activity. The record is from RefSeq and is a predicted model, not a curated record. Lineage: Eukaryota; Metazoa; Chordata; Mammalia; Primates; Cercopithecidae. Gene Ontology annotation, biological process: carbohydrate metabolic process; N-glycan processing. The coding region runs from base 634 to 2559 and encodes 641 amino acids.